Molecule: messenger RNA, 1464 nt
Organism: Danaus chrysippus (African queen)
Lineage: Eukaryota; Metazoa; Arthropoda; Insecta; Lepidoptera; Nymphalidae
Source: the annotation of a GenBank genome assembly
AUGCGCCUGCACAUAGCUAUACUACUGCUUACCCUGCACUAUCUGGCAGAAGCAUGUGAGCCUGAACAGGCGCAGAACGGCUGCAAGAUAUAUGGAGCGGCCUGUACGUGUGGAUACGGGUGUAAGACCGAGUAUAUCUACAGAACCAGGAGAUCAUGCUUGAAUGCUCUGAGAGAGCGCAGCUCAAAUGUUUGCUCCAGGAUGCCUUGUAUGAGAGGCAUCUGUAUACAGACGGUUCAAGAUCCAGGAUUCACGUGCAAGUGCGAGGGGACCGGAUAUUACGGACAGCGAUGUGAAAAAGCUUGUCCGACGGCUGCAUGGCGUGGACUGGUGUUCCCUCACGAAUGCAUUACCGAUAAUACGGAGACAAUGGCGUGGACAGGAUACCAGAAGUUUCUAGCACUAGUCAUGGUAGUUACUGGGUCUAUUAACACCUUGAGUACCAAGUGGGCAGAUAAUCUUGAUUCAAAAGGUUCCGAUGGGAUAGUACGCACAUUUCAACAUCCAUUCUUACAGGCUUUGUUUAUGUUUUUCGGUGAAAUGAUGUGUCUUUGGACUUUCAAAAUAGUUUAUUGGUGGAAUAGAAGGAGUGGUACAGAAAGCCAAUUGACUCAAGGCAGCCAGGACUUUAACCCAUUCAUAUUAAUGCCCGCGGCUAUGUUUGAUUUGAUUGGUACAUCAAUCAUAUACAUCGGUCUGACCCUCACAUACGCCAGCAGUUUCCAGAUGUUCCGUGGUUCAAUCAUUGUGUUCGUAGCUCUCUUCUCAACGAUAUUACUCGAUAGAGUUAUUAAAAGACGAGAAUGGAUUGGAAUAUCUCAAUUAAUCUUGGGUCUGGUAAUAAUUGGUGCUACCGAUGCUAUCUAUCAAUCUCCCGAUGACUCUAAAGGUAGAAACAGCAUGAUAACGGGUGACUUAUUGAUAAUUCUGGCCCAGAUUAUACUCGCUUGCCAAAUGGUUUACGAGGAGAAAUUUGUAUCUGGUCUCAAUAUACCUCCAUUACAAGCUGUCGGUUGGGAAGGUGUUUUUGGAUUUUCAAUGCUAUCGUUUCUAUUGGUGAUAUUCUACUUCAUACCAGCCCCACCACACUUUGACAACAACGCUAGGCAUACCGUCGAGGAUUUCAUUGAUGGGUUGGUGCAAAUAGGUAACAACUCACUUCUACUGCUAGCUAUAAUGGGAACUGUAGUUUCCAUAGCGUUCUACAACUUUGCUGGGAUCAGCGUAACAAAGGAAAUGUCUGCUACCACAAGAAUGGUUCUGGAUUCUGUGAGGACCCUAGUCAUCUGGAUGGUAUCACUCGGAGUGAAGUGGCAGGUUUUCCAUUGGCAGCACUUGAUAGGUUUUGCUAUACUAAUCUUUGGUAUGGCCAUCUAUUACGACAUAAUACCAAUGAAGAGAAGACACUCUGACGAUGAAACUCCUGUAGUUAACUCGGAAGCCGAUAGACUUGAAGAGGCUUAG